ACACAAAUUGCUUCAUUCCACAACUGCUCCCAAUCCUCCAUAAAGUUUUCCCAGGACCAUAAAUCUUGAAUUUAAUAAAAUAAAAAAAAAGAAAAAAAAAAUUUCUUGCCCAACAACACUUUAUCUGAACCAUUUAGCAUCCCAAAUUCCCAAUGCUUUUGGGCUACCACCUUCUUCCUUCCCUUCAGCCCCUAUAAUCACUGUGGAAUGUGGAUGUGUGGAUAAGUCUUCUGCAAAGUGUUGUUGACAUGGAGUUCCAAUGGAAGAGAUGACAUUGGCUGGGUUUUAUUUGUAAAAAAAACUCUUGCAAAGUAAACAAACAUGGUUGGGAGAGAUAUAAAGGCGGGCCAGUCUGAUCUCACAACCAAGGUUCAGAAGAAGCCUGUCAAAGAUUUUGUCAGGAAGUAUGAAAGAAAGAAAAUGCAGCAACCUAUUUCCAAUUCACAUUCCCGAACAACAAUUAGUUGCAGUAUCUGCUUGAGUGGAGAAAGCUGCCAAAUUGUUCGUGCAAGAACUCAACGAAUGGAUAUUCUAAUAAAAGGAAAGAAAGCACAUGAGGCACAGAUCGUAUUUGAUGGCUUAAUAGAGCAGGGGCAUAAGCCAUCAUUGGUAACAUACACGACUCUGUUAGCUGCCAUGACAGCACAGAAGAAGUUCAAGUCCAUCAUGUCGCUUAUUUCUCAGGUAGAAAGCAGCGGCAUGAAACCUGACUCGAUAUUCUUCAAUGCCAUCAUCAAUGCCUUCUCUGAAGCAGGAAAGAUCGAUGAAGCCAUGAAAACCUUUUGGAAUAUGAAGGAAAGUGGAUGUAAAUCAACAACUAGCACUUUUAACACCCUUAUCAAAGGAUACGGCAUUGUUGGCAAGCCUGAAGAAUCAUACAAGCUUCUAGAUAUGAUGUCCCAAGAAGAAAACACAAAGGCAAAUACGAAAACAUACAAUAUACUAAUCAAAGCAUGGUGUGAUCAGCAAAACAUGGGAGAAGCUUGGAAUAUCAUGCAUAUGAUGCAUGCUUCUGGUAAUCAGCCUGAUGUUGUAACUUACAACACUAUAGCCAGAGCUUAUGCUAAGAAUGGAGAAACAAUGAAAGCCGAGGAGCUCAUAUUAGACAUGGAUGGAAAGAUCCGUCCUAAUGAGCGAACCUUGGCAAUCAUUGUCGGUGGUUAUUGCACAGAAGGUAGCACAAAAGAUGCACUAAGGUGUCUCCACCAAAUGAGGGUUUAUGGUGUGUGGCCAAAUGUUAUUGUAUUCAACACUUUGAUUAAGGGAUUUCUGGACACAGAAGACAUGGAUGGGGUCAAUGAAGCUUUGUCAUUGAUGGAAGAACUUGGUGUCAGACCAGAUGUUGUAACAUAUAGUCAUCAAAUGAAUGCAUGGGGUGCGAUGGGGCUUAUGCCAAAAUGUUUGGAGAUUUUUGAUGAUAUGGUGGCCAAAGGAGUGACACCAGAUGAGCAGGUAUACAGUAUUCUUGCCAAAGGAUAUGUACGGGCACGUGACCCUGCCAAAGCUGAAGGGGUUCUACAAACAAUGUAUGAUCUGGGGAUUCAACCCAAUGUUGUCACAUACACUACAAUAAUCAGUGGUUGGUGCAGUGCAGCUAACAUGGACAAUGCGAUGAAAAUCUAUGAGAAAAUGUGUGAAUCCGGUGUGUCGCCGAAUAUAAAAACUUUUGAAACACUCAUAUGGGGUUUCGGAGAAGUGAAGCAGCCAUGGAAGGCAGAGGAGAUGCUUCAGUUGAUGAAGAAUGCUGGAGUGAUACCGAAGAGGAACACUGUGCGUCUUGUUGCUGAAACAUGGAGAGCUGUUGGGCUGCAAGAUGAAGCCAGCAGGGUACUGGAAUCAUUAAAUAAUCAUGGAGCAACCAAUAAACUGAAUGUAUCAGCUAAUGGAAAUCAGAAUUUGAAUGCAUCUUCAAGGAAUGUACUAGCUGAUGGACUGCAGCUCGGAGGAAGUAAUGGGAGGAAAAUAGUGUUGCAGGAUACUGAGCUUAUGUCUGAUAGCCUGAAAACUGCUGUGAAAUCGAUGUUCCAAGGUCGUGCGCAGGUAUUUGGAGUAAAGCCUCCAAUUAUCUGCAGAAGGCAGUGUCAAAUGCAGUAUGGGAUUUUUGGGUUCAAUUCAUGCAAGGUUGUAUUUCUGAGCUGAAGUAGCUGAUCAAUUCUGGCAAAAAGACCAGUCAUUAAUCCUCAAUUGCAUUAAAAGGUUUCUGCGAGACAAUGUGCUUUGCUUAAGGAGAAACAGAGUAGAAAACACUAGUUCUCAAGAAGCCAAAGUUAUUCAGACACAUAGAUAUCCACAAUACUGAUUCUGUUUCUUUUGUCAGACAAAUGCCUGGCAGGUGAUACUGUCUUUUUUCUCUCUUUUCUAUUUGAUGUUCAAAAUUUUCAUCAUGAUUCAACUGAAUUGCUUUUACCUUCA
This is a messenger RNA of Dioscorea cayenensis subsp. rotundata (Guinea yam), 2412 nucleotides long. RefSeq names its product pentatricopeptide repeat-containing protein At5g25630-like. Lineage: Eukaryota; Viridiplantae; Streptophyta; Magnoliopsida; Dioscoreales; Dioscoreaceae. Gene Ontology annotation, molecular function: protein binding. The coding region runs from base 322 to 2139 and encodes 605 amino acids. The transcript is spliced from 4 exons. The record is from RefSeq and is a predicted model, not a curated record.